AUGUAUCCCUCCCACUCCGAAUACACCGACCAAGAAUCUGACCUCGAAGGCCUCAACUGUGACUCUUCUGGCCAAGAUUUCUACUCUCUCUACCAAGAAUUGGACCUGGACUGCAUUAAUGAAGAUCUCUUUUCCCACUCCAAGCCAGACACCAUGACAGAUGCCCCUGCGGGCAUAUGUGAAUCCCACAUGACUUCCAAUCUACAGGAUCUGCUGGAGAAGCAGCAAAAGAAGCUCAAAUCCAAGCUCACUGAAUGGGAAGCAGAGAUUUUAACCCUAUGCCACAAGCUUGCAGUCAAAGAGAGGCACAGCGGGGAGCUCAAGAGGAAGCUGGGCCUCCCAGCCUUGAUGGGACUGAGGCAGGAUCUGUCCAAGAGCUGCCAUGAUGUCCAGGUCUCCAAUGCCUACAGGAAACAAAAGACAUCAGCUGCCCUGUCUACUGUGGGCUCUACCAUCUGUAGAAAGCUUGGAGACAUGAAGAAGUCGGCCACAUUCAAAUCUUUAGAAGAUCUGAUGGGGACAAUUGAGUCCAGAGUUCCUGGUAGCAGACAGCCUGGCAGUGACUGCCUUCUAUCUCCAGGGGAGAGUGGGUAUAACCCACACCGGGCUCCAGGGGGUGAGAAUAUCCCACUCCAGGUUCCAGCACCAGAAUGA
This is a messenger RNA of Orycteropus afer afer, 654 nucleotides long. RefSeq names its product TPD52 like 3 (gene TPD52L3). The transcript has a single exon. Lineage: Eukaryota; Metazoa; Chordata; Mammalia; Tubulidentata; Orycteropodidae. The coding region runs from base 1 to 654 and encodes 217 amino acids. The record is from RefSeq and is a predicted model, not a curated record. Gene Ontology annotation, cellular component: cytoplasm.